UUUCGCCCUGUGAACUUUAUUUAUUUCCCUGGGAUUUAUUUCGCCCCGUGAACUUUGCUCUCAUUUAACUUGGACACUUCUUGAAGGGAAAUGGAAGUUGGUGCCUAUUGAUUUGCAAAGAGGCCUGUGUAUAUAUUUGCAAUGAAUAAGAAAUAUCAUGACCAAUUAUAUAAAGCCUAAAUAUAAUAACUGAAUAGUAUUGAAUGGCUUGUGUAUGGAGGACAUGAGUUUUCUCUGGACAUCAUUUAGAUUCAAAUAUCUUAUGGAGAAUCAUUCAAUCCAUAUGUGUACAUAAACUUUUGCAUAAUAAUUGAGUGCCAUACACAUUAAGAAAAAAACAAAAACAAAAAAAAACAUACAAGAGGAAAAAAUUGUAUGUAAUGAAAAACUUCAAAGUGUACAUAAAAGAUGUAGUGCCAUAGCUAUAAGUCAUUACGUUUAUAUUUGUAACAUAAGAUGCUCUUACAAUUUGCUGACUUUACGAGCUGUGAUGAGGAAUCAGAGUGUAGUCUGACACUAAAUCAUUGCCUAGUGAACAAGAGUGCCUCAAGAAACUAACUAAAGUGUAUGAGUCAACCAAACCACAGCAAUGCAGUCAGCAACGGAAAAUGUGUUUGUGUACGUGGCUCGUCAGAGCUACAAAGGAACGGGAAAGAAUGACCCGAGUUUUGAGGUCAAUGAUGUGAUUCACGUAACUGCAGACUUCCUCCACCGUCAGAACAUCAACCCAGAGAGCCCCGAUGGGUGGCUCUUAGGGAAAAAUGUGCGCACAGGCCAAGAAGGAUAUUUCCCAGGCUAUUUCCUGGUGCUGAACGGUUCCCAGCUCCGAAUGCCUCGGUGUCGGCCUCCCCCUGACAUAUCGGGGAAUUCACAGGUGUACAUGAACCUUGGCUGGAACAGUGCGUCGUCAACGGGGGAGGAUUCUGGUUACAUAUCAGCUGCCCAGCACAAUUCCUCCCUGAGCUCAACGCCUCACACAGGCAGUCGUCGCAGUUCGUCCGGCCAGUCGUCGCCGUCGGUGCAGCACAACCUCGCCCCCGCCUACUUCCUCACGCCUGUCCUCUGCGUUCACUGUAAGUACGACCGACUUAGACUUAUGCAGAUGAGCGUAAGUACACCACAAAUAUAGAUUUAUUCACUGUAUUCAGGCAUUCUUGGUACGUUUCUACAGG
Penaeus chinensis is the source of this 1172-nucleotide messenger RNA. RefSeq lists its product as uncharacterized. The record is from RefSeq and is a predicted model, not a curated record. The coding region runs from base 590 to 1129 and encodes 179 amino acids. NCBI's taxonomy places the organism in Eukaryota, Metazoa, Arthropoda, Malacostraca, Decapoda, Penaeidae. The transcript has 6 exons. Gene Ontology annotation, molecular function: protein binding.